CGCCCGUAAUAGUUUUUUCUUCAAUUUUCAUUUGAUAACAAACCAACUGAGCCUUCAAGGUUGUUGGAUGAGGGGCUAAGAUAACCUAUGAGCCUGUAGUAACUGCUUGUACCCCCGCCCCCUUGUUGUUCCCUGUUGAAAGUUAAGCUUUUUCAUAUAAAGUUCCUUCAAAAUGAGCAAUAAUGCUGAUACAUUGGGAAGUGCACACCGACAUGAAGAUAACUCUGAAAAAGGAAAUAUACAGGCCUUACGAGAAGACUUGAUAUCUACAGCUGUAAAAUUUUUGCAAAAUCCACGUGUGGCAACACGUCCCAAGUCAGAGAAAGAAUCAUUCUUACAAAGGAAAGGAUUGAACCAUGCUGAGAUUGCAGCAGCAUUUGAAGCUGCUGGAACCAAAUUCAAGUUUCAUGCUUGCUUAAAACAAAAGGAUGGGACUCGUGGACACUACUCCUCUGUUAAAGUGGCACAGUUACAUGAGUACAGCCAUGCUUUGGCACCAGUUGCAACAUCAAAAUGGGGCUUCUUCAAGGAAAUUAUGAAUGCAAUGAUCCUUAUUGCAGGAGCUGCAUACAGCCUUCAUUAUUUAUACAGGCGAUUCAUAGAACCUUUCUUAUUUGGCCAUAAGAAAAAGAAUCCUUUAGAAGAUACUGUUGAAGAAAUGAACAAAAAUCUUACUUGUUUAGUAGGCAAUGUUUCAGCAGCAGUACAGGAUUUAUCUGAUACAGUUGCUACGCUUCGUCCAAAGCAAUAUGAACAAUCCGAGAUUAAAGAAUUAAAAGCUGAAAUGGCUUCUCUAAAAGCAAUUUUGCUAGGAAGGCGGCAGUUUCCAGCCCCUCCACCAAUUGUAACUGGAACUCCUUCUAUUCCCUCUUGGCAACUAGACACGUCGUCAGGAGAAAAACUAAAUCUUCGUGCAGAAUCGACAAGUAAAACUAACCAAGGGGAUGGUGUUUCGUUGUCCUCAUCGCCGGAGAUAAUUUCUGUUGAGGAUAUGCCCACAAAUUCUACAUCGCUGACCAAGGCGGGUUUGAGUUCGGUGUCACCUGCCCGUGGUCCAAGUGAGAGCAGUGAAUCCAAUAGUGCUGAAAUGGUAGAGAUGGGGGCUUCAGGUGGCUCUGGUGAAGAUACAGAUUAAGAUUGUGAAGUGAAAUACUUUGUUAUGCUCGUUCAUUGUUUGGCACAAAAAAAAAACGAAUUUGGAGAUGUUCAAUUGGAGGACAUGGAAGUAUUCAAUUCUUUCGCCAGCGAGUUCAAGAUUUAAAGUUGUAUAUCAACUAGUCCAUGUAUUGACUUUACUUAUUUUGUCGGGUUCGGGGCAUUAAGAUAAAAAAGGGAAAAAGAAA
Molecule: messenger RNA, 1343 nt
Organism: Daphnia magna
Lineage: Eukaryota; Metazoa; Arthropoda; Branchiopoda; Diplostraca; Daphniidae
Gene: Pex14
Product: peroxisomal membrane protein PEX14
Exons: 5
Coding region: 173-1135 (320 amino acids)
Biological process (GO): protein import into peroxisome matrix, docking
Cellular component (GO): peroxisomal importomer complex; peroxisomal membrane
Molecular function (GO): signaling receptor binding
Source: RefSeq, a predicted model, not a curated record